AAAAAUAAGAAGUUGCGCCGUAACAUAAACAAUCAUUUUGAUGAAUUCUUUCACAACAUUGCGUACGCUAGCUUCGUUUGGACGAAAUAUUCUUGGUCGGUAUCAGUAUUGUGCAUUCGCGAGUCAAAAUCAAUACGCCACCAAUCGAUUCUACGGACAGUCAACGACAGGCCAAAGCGACAGCACGAUGGAAGAUUACAAGAACGCCAAAUCGGUGUACGAUUUCACGGUGAAGGACUCGCACGGUGCCGAUGUCAGCUUGGAGAAGUACCGCGGCAAGGUGCUGCUUAUCGUCAACAUUGCGUCCCAGUGCGGUCUCACCAAGGGCAAUUAUGCCGAGUUGACGGAGCUAUCGAAAACGUACGAGGACAAAGAUUUCAAGAUCCUGUCCUUCCCUUGCAACCAGUUCGGUGGACAGAUGCCAGAGGGUGAUGGUGAGGAGAUGGUUUGCCAUCUUCGAUCGGCCAAGGCAGAAGUGGGAGACGUUUUCGCUAAGAUUAAGGUAAAUGGUGAUGAUGCCGAACCCUUGUAUAAAUACCUGAAACAUAAGCAGGGAGGAAUAUUGGGUGAUUCGAUCAAGUGGAAUUUCUCCAAGUUCCUGGUCAACAAGGAUGGGCAACCGGUGGAUCGCUACGCUCCGACUACAUCACCAAAGAACAUUGUGAAGGACAUCGAUAAGCUACUGUAGGCGUAAAGCCCGUUGAUCUAAUCGAUUACAUGUUAGUCCCAGUGUACAGUUUCUUUAUGGAGUGCGUAUGAUAGUUAUGAAGACUAGGCUGUCAUUUUGGAAAUUAUCAUAGAUAACGUCAUGAAACGAUAUCGUGAUUUGUAUAGGGUAAUUAAAUUUGUAUGUUCACUUUAUGACCAAACUAUCAUUCAAAAUUCCAUAAUAUAUUGAUACCAUAUUGAUCACUUGAGAUAAAUUUGCAGUAAUUUACUGCUUGUAACCAGAGGCGCCUUUAUAACUAAUUUACGCUCUGUAUUAGAUGGAUUUCCGUAUUCGCUUGUCACAAUACACAAGAUGUGUAUUGUUAACGUU
Molecule: messenger RNA, 1039 nt
Organism: Anopheles nili
Lineage: Eukaryota; Metazoa; Arthropoda; Insecta; Diptera; Culicidae
Exons: 4
Coding region: 41-688 (215 amino acids)
Biological process (GO): response to oxidative stress
Molecular function (GO): glutathione peroxidase activity
Source: RefSeq, a predicted model, not a curated record